AUGCCUUCCAAGUCUCAUGAAGACAAGGAGUGGCCCAUUUCACUUACACGAGCACGUGCGGGCAACGAAGAUGACAUCCUGGCUGUUGCUCUUGAAGCCCUUCAUCACUACGACAACAACCCCAUCGACGACUCCGAGUUCCUCGCGGACAAGACAAAGCGAUAUCUACAAGAAAUAUGGAGUCAGUGGCUUCGGUUCGCCGAGCGGAUCAAGGCACACCCGGAAGACACGUGGCUCGCUCUCUGUAUCGGGUCAGACGAUGCCAAAGCACGCUGUCGGGCCUUCCUUGAGUCCUAUGUGAGGACCUCUAUGGUGAAGCGCCCGUGUCUCGGCGCGGAAGAAUGGCAGGAAGUUCGAACCGUCAACUGUGCCGUGACGCUGGAAGAUGUUUGGGCAGCACUCGUUCGGAAUGCCGACGAAAAUGUGCUGAAGAGGAAGAGGGGUGAAGACAGGGAGAGGGCUCACCUCUGGAGCCUCCGCUAUUCGUCACGAGAUAAAGGUUCUCGCAGCAGUCCUGCGUACGAAAUUGGACAGUGGAUUCCCCAGCUUGCCUUGAAGCUUGGCCUAUCUCUGAAGCAGCUUUUCACGAAGAGAGAAACCACCCCGGAGGAUAUCAUCUUGAUACUAUCAACGCUUUGGAGUCGCGCAGAGGAUAUCCGCUGCAGCCCUAGUACCCGCAUCGCUUUCGACUGCUCUAUCAUCCUCGGCGGCAUUGGAGGCUGGCGUCCCAAGAGCGUAGUGAACAUCAAGUAUGAGCAGGUUCAAUUCGCAUGGGUCCGUGACCCUUUUGACCCGCAGAUAACGAGGCUCGCCGCCACCGUCACGAUACGCCACGUCAAGCAGAGACAAAACCGUAUACAAAGAGGCCAAAGAUCGGAGGUCAAGUUUUCCAUCACAACGGUGCCUUGCCGUCAGCUGUGCCUCCUCACCUUCUGGGUUUCGCGAGCGUUAGCGGACAACGCAUUCGAGGCUGGAUUCACGGCAUCCAGUCAAGUUUUCCGCGCGGAGCCGCUUGAGCCGGGCAUUGACUACGUUCCGCUGCUCUGGAAGUCAAAUACGAAGGACAAAUCCAUCCAUUCUAUCUCUUACAACACCUACUGGAGUAUCUGGAACCGCGCUUUGUUUGUAUCAGGGCUUCGUGACGAGGACGCCAUGCGGCCCUACGCCAUGAGAGUUGGCGGCGGUGGGAGGCUAGACGGCAGUUUAACCGCCCCGCUCCGGAACUUUAUUUUGUCGAACUCUACCGAGGUGUAUGAGCACAGCUACUUGCCUAUACAUCUGAACAAGGACUUGAUGAAGGUCGCGUACCGAGACAAAGCAGGACAGAACGAAGAGAUGGUGUCCAUGAUGAGCCGAGCCUUUCUACGGCGUGACCCUUAUGCGCCAAUCUACAUCACGAAGGACGAUUUUGCCAGUUUCGAGAAGCGCAACGACCUCAGCAGCCUACGAAAGCAGUACCGGGAAGCAAAAGACGAUCCGGUAAAAGCGCAAAAGAUUAAGUCACGCAUCAAGUACCUACUUGACUGGCUGGAACGACUGCGAAUUCAGGAGGUGCGGAAAGAAUACUUCGACGAGGUCGACAAGCUGAGGGCACAAGGCAUUACCACGCACCAUUUGCGCACGACGCAGGCAACCAACCCCCGCAAGCAGAGAGAUAUCGUCGGCAGCUCUGUCGCGGUGCGUAUCGGUAAGUUGUUAGACGAAGACGUUGGUCCGGUGUCCGCGGCGACAGUGCUUCUGGCAUAUCUGCAAGAAAAGUCCGAGAGGGAAGUGUUCCCGCAGGAACAGAUCACGGCCCACGAACGCCAGCCUGUCGCUCUUUCGAGAUGCUUACUCUGCAACUAUCCAUACGCCAACGUCUCGAGCCUAACCAGACAUGUUCGGAAACACCACGAAGAUACCUUUCGCGAGCCAUUCGACUGCCCCGAGUGCCAGCGUAACGGGGACACCCAACGAAUAAGUGCAUUGCCGGCAGCAUGGAGCAACCAUGUCCUGCGCUAUCACGGCAAGCAGCACACGCCAAACUUGUGGUCAAAACCAAAGCCGGAGGGGGUGAAACGGGCUAAAAGAGCAUGCGCAAGCGACGGAGUGGCUGCACCGCGGAGGAGACGAAAGCUAGAGGAUGAGCCUGACGAUGGCCACUUCGAACCAAAAUGGGAGAAGUCACCUGAUCCUCAUGUUGACGAGGAGUUUUGGGUCACCGGCAGGUGCCACGACUACGACGAAGAGGCCUUGGAGCUGUUCGAGCCCGGUUAUAUCCCGUGA
Messenger RNA from Purpureocillium takamizusanense, 2265 nucleotides. RefSeq lists its product as uncharacterized. The record is from RefSeq and is a predicted model, not a curated record. The transcript is spliced from 5 exons. The coding region runs from base 1 to 2265 and encodes 754 amino acids. NCBI's taxonomy places the organism in Eukaryota, Fungi, Ascomycota, Sordariomycetes, Hypocreales, Ophiocordycipitaceae.